This is a messenger RNA of [Torrubiella] hemipterigena, 2546 nucleotides long. The record is from the annotation of a GenBank genome assembly. Lineage: Eukaryota; Fungi; Ascomycota; Sordariomycetes; Hypocreales; Clavicipitaceae.
AAUAGACGAGCCAUGACAUGAACGCAGUGGCGUCUAGCUAUCAACUACAAAUAUGUCUCAUGUGCCUGCAUCCAAGUGGCGAUAAUGUCGAAUCUAACACCGGAGGAACAGCAUGUAAUCCAGCAGAAUCCACUGGGGGAUUCUCUGAGCAUUGUCGCACAAACUUUGCGCGACGUGGGAGUUGUGAAAUUGGCGGACACGCACACGGAGCAGCCAAGCACCAGCGAAACUGAACGACCACGCUUAUUCACAGCAGCAAUAAGCAAAUUGUUUGGAAUCCUGGCUGCCUCUGAUGCGUCUGUUUUGCUCAAUUCAAGAACUGGAAGAAAGCCUUGGAUCCGAUCUAAGCGCUGCUCGCCCUCGUAUACAAAACGAAGGUGGUGUGUACAGCACCUUUGAACCAUUGUCGCAACUCGUUCUUUCUCAGGCAUCCGAUAUCGAUAUCUGGUCUGCAGUCAUCGAGCUUAUAAUCUCUAUUGCACGGUCUACCCCGCCUGCUUCAACACUCCCGACUUCCCUUAAUUCCGUUACUCCAAUCACGCACCUAUAAUCCGGCGAGUCGCCAAGCGACCGUAUUAACCUUGCCAACUGUCUCAUAAAGUAGCGUCUGGUUGGUCGCUUUGCUGCAGGCUGAACUGGCGUGCAUGAGCAGCCAUGUAGGUCGGCGGCUAACUUGGUUGCCUGUUCCCCCGCAUGUUCUGUGCCGUGAAUCUCCAUCUUCCUUUUAUUUCCAACUCGGAUCGCAAAAGGAUCACAUAUCGACUAUAAUGAGCAGCACAACUAGGAAAACGAAGAAGCAAAAGGGGAAAGAGAGAGAGGCCAUCCAUUCUGAUCUAAACAUCGAGUUUGUUGAUCCAUUCGAUCCUCGAACAACCUCGGAGGGCCUCGAAUACCUACGACGUAUACUGGAUGAUAUAUAUAAAGCAGGCCGCUGCUCAAUCAAGAAAUAUACAAAGAGAGCCGAUGAAGAUGUAGCUGCAGGGGUUCUUAACUCUUGGCGGGGGGACACUCUAAAGAGAGCCAUGGAUAUUAGUGGAAUGGCUUGCAAGUGCUUUAAGAGCAAGGACCCGGAAAUUCAUUGGAGAAUGCAGGUUGAAUCUCAAGCCAUGUAUAGGUUACAACGCGAGGUUGCUUGUAUGAGAUGCGGACAGCGUCUUUGGGUUUCGGAGGUUCAAGCCCAGCCCAGUAUAGUCAAGCGUGAAGAUGGGCGGCUUCCAGAGGACCGUCCAAAUUCCAGAAAAGUGUGCGAAUGUGUCCCUGAUUUUACCGAAAACGGGUUGACAAAAAUAUUUGCUAGUACAGCAGAUGCACAAACCUCAUACAACCCAGAGGCGCAGAAGCGUAUUGGUAAAGAACGCCCUGAUGCCGUGUACGGUCUACAGCGCACGAGACGCUUCGAAGAGUUGUUAAGGGGUCUUCCAGAGCCAAACGCUCGCUGUACAAUAUAUGAGAACAACAAAAUCAUCUUUCCGUUUCGUAUUCUAGAAGCAAAGUCUGAAACUAGCAAGGACAACUUCCACGACAUAAACAACCAAACAGGGUUAGCAAUAAGCGAAAUGCUAAACCUACAGAUUGAAUUAUUCAAGUUAGCUGGGAGAUCAUAUGGCGAAAAUGUUGGCCCAAUCGUGUGGUAUAUUGCUACACGAGGUGACUUAUGGAAAAUCCAUGUUGCUUAUGUCAAUAUGGUGAAGGACAAACCCCAGUAUCAAGUUCGUGGAGUCUGGGAUGGCUGUGUAUGCUUCCCUGAGAGGGCGUUGCAGCUAACUCUCAUUGUCGACUACAUUGCGGACUGGGCGAGGAAAAUCUAUCGAAAUGAGAUAACCGCUUGCUUGGAAACAUUUCGACAGAGUGUUGCUCGUUCUACCGCCAGCAUCGCGCGAGACACACCGGUUGAGUCACAGGAACAUCACCAGGACCAUAUGGAGCUGAAUAUUGAAAUCAAUGGAUUUGGUGCCGAUACAGACAGUGAUCUUUAUGGCAUCGAGCUCGACAGUCAGUCAGUUGAUGGGUGUGGAUCUAAAACAAGCGUUCAUCUAGACUCUGCUCCCGUCUCAAACAAGGAUGAUAAACUGCAGAUCUCAAAUACCGGCGACAGGUUCAAAUUCGUUGGUAUAACUAUUACGAGGGGUAUUUUGGAUGAUCUGUUUCAUGGUCAACUGAAAUCAGGCUCGUUAAUAAAUAUUACGGAUAUUUUAGGCGUUAUAUUGCAACAUUCUUUUCAGAUGGAUGAGAUGAAUCUGGUCUGGGAAUCUCCCUAUCUUGACAAUAGUUUCAAGAGAUUCAUUUCAGAUAUGGCAGACUCUGUCUUUGCCUUAUCAAUUUACCGAACAAGGGCGUGUUUACUUACUAAACUCACAGAAGUCCACUUUGUCGCUGUCGAGAAUGACAUAAUCCCACUGUUUUGGGGGUUAUCAGGAAGAGAACCUCCUAGCCGGCAUGGGACACGGUAUUUCCUUAAACUUAUGGGUUAUUUGUUCACCCCCGAACCUUCUCGAAGGGAAAAGUGUAUUAAUUGGUUCUGCCAAAUUCGAUCGCUACGACGAUAA